Messenger RNA from Ochotona princeps (American pika), 887 nucleotides. RefSeq names its product transmembrane protein 92 (gene TMEM92). The record is from RefSeq and is a predicted model, not a curated record. Gene Ontology annotation, cellular component: nucleoplasm. The coding region runs from base 63 to 557 and encodes 164 amino acids. NCBI's taxonomy places the organism in Eukaryota, Metazoa, Chordata, Mammalia, Lagomorpha, Ochotonidae. The transcript is spliced from 5 exons.
UCGCGGCCCCGCCUCUCCCUUCUUCCCCAUACACACGGAAGCUCAGGGGCCCCCAGGCCAGGAUGUCGGACGCCCGGGUCCCCGGCCUUGUUCCCACCAUGCUACUUGGCCUCCUGGCCGGCCUCCAACAGGCGAGCGCCUUCGAGGCUGCAGCCAAAUGUAUCCGCUCCUGCACCUGCCCGGAGGGAUUGCAAUGCUGUGGGAACAACUACUGCCCAGAGACUGAGUUCUUCUCCGGCCCCCUGAGGAUCCUCGUCAUCAUCUUCCUGGUGCUGCUGCCCAUCUUGUGCAUCUGUGGCCUGGGCAAGCGCUUUUGUCGCAAGUGCAGAGAUCCGGAGCGGAACCCCACCAUGGAGCACCAGGGGCCCCCGGAAGUGCCCUCCAUGGUCCCUGUGGAAAGAGUCUGGGUGUCUACCUAUGAUCCCCCACCCCCCUACAGUGAGAUCGUCCUGAAGCCUGCCCUGGACCCAACCCCAACAGAGCCGCCCCCGCCCUACAGCCUCAUGCCAGAAGACCACACCGAAAUGCCAGAGGGCAUCGACAACCCUGCCUUCUGAGUCACCUCGUCCUCAUGCCUCCCAGAGCAAGCCAGAGACUUCUGCCACCUGUGAGUGCUGCAGCCACCUGCAGCCUCUGGCUGUCCUCAGAUUUAACUUAUUGCUUUUCCUGCCCCUGAGUUCCAUUCCAGUUGCCUCUGUCACCCGGAGGGAUGGGCUGGAGCCACAAAAUCUGCCCCUUCCCUGAGCUGGAGGCAGCCAGGAAGGCAACUGCUCAAACUAGAGGGGUCUGGCCGUAUCAUUGGCUACUGUACGGGGUAGUGAGAGCCCCAUCUCUGGAGGUAAAUAGACCUUGACAGGCCAGCCAGCUCACAGCUAUUGUGGAGACAU